GCUGUGGGGCUCGGCUUGUUUACGUUUGUUUACAUUCAUCGGCGGCCGGGAGCGCAAGCAGUUCGCAGCGUGCUAACGAUGAUUCGAACGUGGAAGGUGAUGCGAUUUUGUGCACAAACUAGUGUCCGUGUACCGUUUUAUCGACAGUUUGGUGUGGUGAGUUGUGUGCAGCAGAAACUUGCUUCCUCCCUUUGCGCACCGCGUGGCACGCGCGUGAGUGAAAUAGUGCCGGAAGCAUCGUCCGCUACGCCCGGCGACCCGGCGGGAAAGAAACAAUCCGCCGUACCGAGUGAACACACCGACGACGGCUGGGGUGCUGAAGAUGAGCUGCUAAACAAUCAAAGUAUUCCCAACCUAAAGGUUUCGGAGCUGCUGAAAGAUGUGCCACGGUCCAAGCUGCGGCCGGACCGUAAAUCGGCAGACGCGUCGCGGGAAGCAGCGAAACCGCCAGCCCCGCCCGUGCACAGGAAAACUGCAAUCGAGAAAGACACACUCCAGAUACUGCAGCACCGCUACCAGGAUCCGAACGAGUCGGAGGAGCGGUACGACAAGGAGUUGAAACUGCGCUACACAAUACUACAGUCGAACGAUGCUCGGUACCGGGAUUUGAUGAUGCUGAUUGGAUCGCGCAACCGCGAGCGCGAGCGGAUGCUGGUGCUGGAGGGCCGGCGGUUGAUAAUGGAUGGCUACCAGGCCGGUUUACGGCUGGAAGCGAUUGUGACGAGUGAUGUGAAGCUGCUGGCGGAUCUAACUUUCAGGGCAAAGCUGAAAGCCUGCCCCAUUUUUCUCGUUAAACGGCAAACCAUGAUGGAGUGGUCAUCGUUAACAACGAGCCCGGGCUUGAUAGGGAUCUUCGGCGAACCGUCUAAUAUGAGCGAGCUAGUUACCCGGAACGCGACCGGCAGCAAACGGCUUCCGGUGACGGUGGUUUGCGACAACAUCCGCGAGCCGAACAAUUUGGGCAGCAUUGUGCGGAGCUGCGCCGCGGUAUCCGUACGGGAAGUAAUUCUGCUGAAAGGUUGCGCCCAUCCGUGGGAUCUGAAGUGCCUGCGGGGCGGGGCCGGCGCACACUUCCGCGUGCCGAUUUACGGUCCGAUCGAAACGUACCAGCUGCCCGAGCACGUGCGUGCCGGUUCAAUCUUUGUGGUGGCGGACAACAAGAAGCCGACCGACGAGCGCAACGGAUUCCGCUGGAAGCACUACGAUCGGAUCGAUUACGGCAGUGCCGAUCAUGUGGUGCUGGUAAUCGGUGGUGAAACGUAUGGCGUUAGUGAUGACAUUCGAAGCUUGAUUUAUCAGCUCACACAGAACGACGGGGAGCAAGCGCCGCAAGAUCGCAAGUUUGUGGCACAUAUUCCGCUAGCGAAUGGCGUCGAAAGUCUCAACACAGCAUCCGCAUUGAGCGUUAUUCUUUACGAAAUGAGACGAACCUUACUGCAGUUAGAAGAUACGACUUAGGAGCUAUGGCGACAAACACACAUACACAUCGAAUGCUCGAGCAUGUAAGGAAUUUAGUAGUAAAAUAUUAAGUAAUUAAUACAGUAAA
Anopheles arabiensis is the source of this 1546-nucleotide messenger RNA. RefSeq names its product rRNA methyltransferase 3, mitochondrial. Gene Ontology annotation, biological process: RNA processing. The record is from RefSeq and is a predicted model, not a curated record. Gene Ontology annotation, molecular function: RNA methyltransferase activity; RNA binding. Lineage: Eukaryota; Metazoa; Arthropoda; Insecta; Diptera; Culicidae.